CGCACAACACAAUCGCCCUUAUCAAAAAAUUGUUCCACAUCCCGCGAACAAGGGCCAGACCAACACCACCAACCAUCGCGAUUACUAUUUUACGACCCAACCCCAAACGACUAAACCUCCACCUUGUCGUUGACCAUUCGCGAUACCCCAGACUCUUGAUCUCAACUUUGAACAUCAAGAGAACUCAAACAAACCAGCCAAGAUGAGACCCAUCCUUCUUUCGGGCCACGAAAGGGCCCUGACCCAAGUCAAAUUCAACCCCGACGGCGACCUCAUCUUCUCGGUAGCCAAGGAUCAGCACAUCUGCGUCUGGUUCGCACACAAUGGCGAGCGCCUGGGUACCUACCACGGCCACCAGGGUGCCAUCUGGACCGUCGACUGCGACCCGACCAGCACCAUCAUCGCUACUGGUUCCGCCGACAACACCAUCAAGCUGUGGGAGAUCAAGACGGGCCGCUGCCUCCACACCUGGGAGUUCCCCACCGCCGUCAAGAGGGUCGAGUUCAGCCCCGACGGCACUAGGCUGCUCGGUGUUACCGAGAAGCGCAUGGGCCACCUCGGAACCAUCGUCGUCCUCGACGUCAAGCUUGACGUUGACGCAGAGCAGAACCCCGAGAGGGCCAUGACCAUCGUCUGUGACGAGAGCAAGGCCACUGUUGCUGGAUGGAGUUACCUUGCCAAGUAUAUCAUUGCCGGUCACGAGGACGGCUCAGUCUCGCAAUACGACGCCAAGAACGGCGAUCAACUCCACUCAGUUCAGAUCCAUGACAUGGGUAGUGAGAUCAGGGACCUUCAGUGGUCGCAGGACCGCACUUACUUCAUCACGGCCUCCAAGGACAAGACCGCUAAGCUCGUCACUGCCCGGGACCUCGAGGUUCUCAAGACAUACCCCGCGGAUACACCGCUGAAUAGCGCUGUCAUCACCCCCAAGAAGGACUACGUCAUCCUCGGUGGUGGUCAGGCCGCCAUGGACGUUACCACCACCUCUGCUCGCCAGGGUAAAUUCGAGGCUAGGUUCUACCAUAAGAUCUUUGAGGACGAGAUCGGCCGUGUCAGGGGUCACUUCGGUCCUUUGAACUACGUCGCUGCUGAGCCAAACGGCAAGGGUUACGCCUCUGGCGGUGAGGACGGUUACGUCCGUGUACACCAGUUCGACAAGGGCUACUUUGACUUUAUGUACGAGGUUGAGAGGGAAAGGAAGAACAAGAUGGAGCAGGCACAGCAAUAAGCCAUCAAAGAAAAAAAGAAAGAAUAUCAACGAUUUUUUCUCUAUCUUGGGUUUUUGAUCUCCGCGAAUGGUUUUAUAACGGAAGGCAAAAAAUAGGCGCCUGGAGUGGGCGGUCCAGCCCGCAGUUUGUUUCGCUUAUUUUUCUCUUUUUUUUUCAUGGUUUUUCUCGGUCCUUGCUUGUUUUUAUUCAUUUUUUUUCUUGGUUCAUAAGUUUGUUCACCUGAGGGGGCAUCACACAGCGUUUUCUUGGUAAAUAUUUUCCUUUUUUUCUUCUUUUCUCGCAUGGAGGGCAAACGAAGGGGAAAGAUAAAAGAAAAAGGGGCUUUAAUCAACGGGCGUUUUCAUGACCACAAGAGAAAAGAAUGAAAGCCAAAAAGAGUUGCACCACUUUCAAAAAAAAUCACUCAGGAGAACGGUUCGGUAGUGCUAAAUGGCAACAACGACGACGAUGGGAUGCUUCACAAAAGAAAAACAAGAUUUUUCCCAGCUCUCUUACUAUCUCUCGU
This is a messenger RNA of Pyricularia oryzae 70-15, 1734 nucleotides long. Its product is annotated as eukaryotic translation initiation factor 3 39 kDa subunit. Gene Ontology annotation, biological process: cytoplasmic translational initiation. Gene Ontology annotation, cellular component: eukaryotic translation initiation factor 3 complex, eIF3m; cytoplasm. Lineage: Eukaryota; Fungi; Ascomycota; Sordariomycetes; Magnaporthales; Pyriculariaceae. The coding region runs from base 203 to 1228 and encodes 341 amino acids. Gene Ontology annotation, molecular function: protein binding; RNA binding; translation initiation factor activity. The record is from RefSeq and is a predicted model, not a curated record. The transcript has 4 exons.